Molecule: messenger RNA, 1845 nt
Organism: Apis dorsata (giant honeybee)
Lineage: Eukaryota; Metazoa; Arthropoda; Insecta; Hymenoptera; Apidae
Product: maltase 1-like
Exons: 8
Coding region: 66-1805 (579 amino acids)
Biological process (GO): carbohydrate metabolic process
Source: RefSeq, a predicted model, not a curated record
UUACCGUCCAAUCUGACGGGAAGAAUAUAAGGGACCGCGUGAUCGCGCGCCGUAUCAUUCAAAUCAUGAAGAGCUUCGUCGUGGUCGUACUUCUGCUCGCGGUCAGCCUUGGCGCCGGCCAAAAUAACAAGGGUUGGUGGAAGAACGCGAUCUUCUAUCAGAUAUAUCCCCGCAGUUUCAUGGAUUCCAAUAAUGACGGCAUCGGGGAUUUGAAAGGUAUUAAGGAUAGGCUUUCACACUUCAUCGAAUCUGGAAUAACAGCGGUAUGGUUAUCACCAAUUAAUAAAAGUCCUAUGGUAGAUUUUGGAUACGAUAUAUCUGAUUUUGAAGAUGUAGAUCCAAUAUUUGGCACUCUACAAGAUCUUAAAGAUCUCAUUGCAGAAGCGAAGAAACAGAAUUUAAAGGUUAUUCUAGAUCUCGUCCCUAAUCAUACUUCUGAUCAGCAUAAAUGGUUCCAACAGAGUAUAAAUCGGACUGCAAAAUAUACAGAUUAUUACAUAUGGGUUAAUGCUACUGUAAACGAUACAGGAAGUCCAAUUAAAGACAAGUAUCCUAAUAACUGGGUUAGUGUAUUCAAUGGUACAGCAUGGACAUUCCACGAGAAGAGGGGACAAUUUUAUUUCCAUCAAUUUUAUAAGCAACAACCAGACUUGAACUACAGAAACCCGGAAGUGAAAAAAGAGAUGGAGAAUAUAAUGAAAUUUUGGUUGGAUAAUGGAAUCGAUGGAUUCCGCAUAGAUGCUAUACCACAUUUAUACGAAGCCGCUAACAUAUCGUUAAAUGAAACACCUUUUGGUGAAAACCUCAAUUUAAGUCUUCACGCUUCUUUCAAUCACACUUUAACGAAAGAUCAACCCGAGACUUAUGAAAUAGUAUCCGAAUGGCGAAAAUUUGUGGACACGUAUGCAAAGGAUAAUAAUCGGGAUGAAAUAGUACUUUUGACAGAGGUCUAUAGUUCUUUAAGCAACACUGUCAAAUAUUACGAAUUCGGUUCAAACGUUCCCUUCAAUUUUAAAUUUAUAACAGAUGCAAAUUCAUCUUCCACGCCAGAACAAUUUAAAACAAUUAUAGACAAUUGGAUAAAAGGAACUCCCAAAAAUAGUGUUCCAAAUUGGGUGAUGGGAAACCAUGAUCGAGUUCGUGUCGGUACACGUUAUCCAGGUAGGGCGGAUCACAUGAUAAUGUUAGAGAUGAUUUUGCCUGGAAUCGCGGUCACGUAUUAUGGAGAAGAAAUCGGUAUGGAGGAUAAUACUACGAUAUUCAAAUAUGAUGUUCGUGAUGGCUGUCGAACACCAUUCCAAUGGGAUAAUUCCAUUAAUGCAGGUUUUAGUAAAGCCAAUGAAAGUACGGUUGAAAAGGAAUGGCUGCCUGCUCAUACAUCAUACAAAAAUGGAUUAAAUUUGGAGCAAGAGAAAAAAGAUUCUAUUUCUCAUUAUCAUCUUUAUACCAACUUGACCGCCUUAAGAAAAAGAGACGUGUUGAGAGAAGGGGAGCUUAUUACACAAGUUUUAAACAAAAAUGUCCUGGCUGUCGUGCGACAAGACAAAAAAGAAGCGGUAUCUCUUUUGAUCAAUUUUUCUAAAAAUAGUACUACCGUGGAUAUAUCAAAACUGGUGAACAAAGAAAAUAAUAAAAUUUAUACAAGCAGUAUAAACUCCAACUUGAUACCAAAUCAAUUUGUGGAUCUGAUGGCCAUCAAAAUUCCUGGAAAUGUAGCUAUAAUUGUAACAUCCGGCGCUACUAUAGUCAAUUAUUCAAUCAUAACUUUCCUAUUUGUAAUGUUCAUAUCUUUUUUCCAGCGGUAAAGAAAAAAUUUAUUGCUUAAAGAAUUUAAUGUAAAAAAAA